Aspergillus pseudoviridinutans is the source of this 1158-nucleotide messenger RNA. Its product is annotated as carbohydrate esterase family 5 protein. The record is from RefSeq and is a predicted model, not a curated record. Gene Ontology annotation, cellular component: extracellular region. Bases 1 to 1158 code for a protein of 385 amino acids. Lineage: Eukaryota; Fungi; Ascomycota; Eurotiomycetes; Eurotiales; Aspergillaceae. Gene Ontology annotation, biological process: carbohydrate catabolic process. Gene Ontology annotation, molecular function: cutinase activity. The transcript is spliced from 2 exons.
AUGAAGGCAUCCGUCACUACCGUCGUUCUCCUCGCUGGGCUUGCCGCCGGCGCACCCACUAGAACCAUUCAUUCCGAGCUUGAGAAGCGUCAGUUCGGCACCGGCACCGAUGGACUGAGUGCUCUGGCCUCUCUUUUCCCUAUACUGGGUGGUGGCGGCUCUUCCACUUCGUCUGGUCUUGGUGCUCUGGCCUCGCUYAUCCCUACUCUGGGCGGUGGCGGCUCUUCCACCUCUUCUGGUCUUGGUGCUCUGGCCUCGCUCAUUCCUWCUCUGGGCGGUGGCGGCUCUUCCACCUCGUCUGGUCUUGGUGCUCUGGCCUCGCUUAUCCCUUCUCUGGGUGGCUCCUCCUCGUCUGGAAGCGGCUUCAGUCUUCCGGGACUCACCUUGCCCACGUCCAUCCCCGGCCUGGGCAGUCUAGGUAGCCUGGGAAGCUCCGGCUCCUCUGGCCUUUCGGGACUGAGCGGCCUCAGCGGGCUCAAAGGGCUGAGCGCAAGCACCACUGCCUCCAGCGCCGAGGCAACCAGCAGCGCUACCGCCGCCGCCAGCUCCAAUUCCAACUCAGGCGUCGCCCUCUCCGGCCUCCUCGGUGAACACAUCGCUAAACGCGACCUCCUAGGCUCCACCGAAAACGGCGUCACAAACAAAGACGCCUGCCAGCCCCUCACCUUCAUCUUCGCCCGCGGUACCUCCGAACUAGGCAACAUGGGGUCGAUCGCCGGGCCCCCCGUCGCAACCAAGCUCCGCUCCCUGCUCAACAACAAGGUCGUCGUCCAGGGCGUCGAUUACCCGGCCUCUAUCGAGGGGAACGCCCUACUCGGCGCCGCGGGCGGACCCACCAUGGCCAACCUGGUGAAGCAGGCGCUGUCGCAGUGUCCCAGUACCAAGGUCGUGGUGGGCGGCUACUCGCAGGGCGCGAUGGUCGUGCACAAUGCGGCGAGCUCGCUGGCUGAGGGCCAGAUUGCUGCGGCGGUGCUGUUUGGCGAUCCAUUCAAGGACCAAGCUGUUGGGAAGGUGGCCAAGGCGGAUGUUAAGGAGUACUGUGCGUCUGGGGACCCGGUUUGCCUAAAUGGGGUGAAUGUUCUGGCGCAUCUGAGCUAUGGGGAUGAUGCGGCCGAGGCGGCGCAGUUUUUGGUUACGGCUUCGGGGGUUAAGGCUUAG